Mixia osmundae IAM 14324 is the source of this 2710-nucleotide messenger RNA. RefSeq lists its product as uncharacterized. Lineage: Eukaryota; Fungi; Basidiomycota; Mixiomycetes; Mixiales; Mixiaceae. The record is from RefSeq and is a predicted model, not a curated record. The coding region runs from base 411 to 2618 and encodes 735 amino acids. Gene Ontology annotation, molecular function: ubiquitin protein ligase binding. The transcript is spliced from 6 exons. Gene Ontology annotation, biological process: ubiquitin-dependent protein catabolic process. Gene Ontology annotation, cellular component: anaphase-promoting complex.
GAUCUCUCAGAAUGUGACAUACGGACUCUUCCUUGCGGCCACUACAGACGACCCGAGCACGCCUGCUGCGAGUCUCGACUGGCAAGAGACAGAAGUCGUCAUACUGUCUUGUCUGAUUGCGCAAGGUGCCAAACGAGAGACGCUCUGGCAUCUCCGUGGUGCUCAAAGGAGCGGGCUCUCCAAUGACGAUAUCGAACAUCUCCAAUGCGCCAUCGAAGAGGCUAUUCGCUCGCAAGGCAAAGACAUCGUGCCUGACAUGCCCCGAGCGAGAGAUAUCAAGGAGCAGGACGACCUGUCUGCCGAGAGCGAGGAUUAGGCGCGCGUCAUCCUUUGAGAUCGAUAGCUGAGCGCGGAGCAGAUCGUAGACGCGCUUCAACCAGACUGUUGUACUCCACGCUUUGCACUGGCGCAUGCAAGCUGAACAAGCUCUGCAGCAGGCUCUGCAGCAGCUCUGCAGAGGGGACGCAAGCCAAGCAUCUCUGGCUGCUACAGCCGCAGCAUGGAGCACUGUACAGGAAGCUUGCCAGCCAGUCGACAGGCGUACUACUGCACCCCUGACACAGCUCGAUGCAGAUCUGCUACAGGCUUUCCAGAUUGUCGCAGAGGCGCAGCUUGAGCAAGACUUACUCGCUGACUAUCUCGACAAUGUCAGCGACAGAUUCGAAUGGAUAGAGCAGGACAUCGCUGCUUUCGAGCAGGCGUGGUCUCAAGAGGCUACUGCAAGUCAGAUGCACGCCUUUUUUGGCAUGCUCCUCGAAUGGAAAGACGCAUGGCAAGCUCCUCUGCUUGCCCUAGGAGGUGCCCAAGGUGUUCUAAUGGCUUACAUGACGCGCUUUACGGACACGCUCUUGCCGUGUCUGCCUGCAAGACUACCCGACGCCGUGCAAUUGCUCUUCAGCGACCUGCUCUCCGAUUCAUCGUCAAGCGAAUCGCUUCAGUCCCUCACGGCAAUGAGGCAGCUCGGUCUGCUCGCUCGCUAUGAACCCGUCGUCUACACCGUGGCUUACAGCAGAAUCGAAGAGACCGUACGCUCGACAUGCGCGAGCGUGUUCGAUACACCAGGAUUGCUUCAGCAGCUCAGAGACUGGAUCGUACAUACUCUUGCGCCCUGGCUCGGGCUCGUCUACGGCAGCGCAGAUGUCGACGCGCGGAAACUCUUUGCGCCCGCUUUGUUGCGCUUCGACCACCAUGUUCACAAGACCUUGUAUCAGCUUCGCCGGUCAGAGAUGUUCGAUAUCAUCGUCGACUUCCCAGAGUCACAAGCCUGUCUCGCCGAUCUAAGAGAGUGUAUUGGCAAGGCAGGCGAUAGAUCAGGGCUAGCCGACGACUUACGAGCUCAGACCGAACGUCGCCUUCUCCACCCUGGUGCUGACACCAGAGACAUCAUCACCCAGUACAUUUCGACCAUCAGAUGCCUUCGCAUCCUCGAUCCCACAGGCGUCUUGUUACUCCGCGUUGCAGAUCCCAUUCGUUCGUAUCUGAGGGCUCGUCCGGACGCUAUACGUUCUGUCGUCUCGCUGUUGAUCGAGGAAGAUGGCAGCAUGGCAGAGGAGCUAGGCGCAGGCGGCGAUGUCCUUGUCGAUGUUCGCGCAGAAACAGUCAGGCGAGAGGUCGAGGACUACUCUGAUCCCAAUUGGAUGCCUGACCCAGUCGACGCGCCACCCCAGUUCAGAGAGCGGGCCAAGGGCGAUGCAGUACAAAUGCUGGUCAGCAUCUACCAAUCGAAAGAUCUGAUCAUCAAGGAGUUGCAAGCUAUGCUUGCUACACGACUGCUUCAGCUCGAACACUAUGACUUUGACAGGGAACGAAGACAGAUCGAAAUACUCAAACUUCGGUUCGGUGAAGCGAGUCUGCAGAUCUGCGAUAAUAUGUUGCAGGAUAUUUCCGAUUCGAAGCGCGUCGAUGGUCUCAUACACAGUGCUGGCAAUGAGGCCCAAGAGACACACGCCAUCAUUGCUUCGAGAACUGCCUGGCCUGCCUUCAAUGAUCUUCCCAUCAAGCCGGCUCGGCAGCUGUUGCGCGCUCAGACUGCCUACGAAAAAGCCUAUAGAGUCACCAAGCCAGACAAGCGGCUCAAGUUCAAACACUCGCUCGGUUACGUCGUACUUGACCUGGAAUUCGAAGACCGUCAAUUUACGUGCGAAGCUACACCUAUACAAGCCUCCGUCCUCUACACGAUCCAGUCUGCUAAGCGCCCUCUGACGGUUGCAAACCUUGCCCACGCGCUUGCUACGAGGGAAGAAGCGCUUGUCCGUAGCGCGCUUGCUUUUUGGGCUCAGAAACGCGUGCUCAAGCCCGUCGGUGAUGAGUGGCAGAUCAUGGAGAGUCUCGAGGGCGAGGAAGACACACAGAUCGCUGCAGUUCCGAUAGACGAGAUUCAACCGGAAUCUGUUGCUACAGCCGACGAAGAGCUAGAGACCAUGCGUGUUCAUUGGGCAUUCAUCAAAGGAUUACUGGCCAACAUGGGCGCGAGCACGACAGAGCAGAUCCACAUGAUGCUCGAGCGACUCAUUCCGACAUAUUCUGGCUCGAGAGUCGACCGAAUGGCCGGCUUUCUCUCGAUGCUGCAGCGUGAGGGCCUCAUCGACGCGGACAAGGACAAGUGGCGUCUGAUCUAGCGUCCGUGCACCUACCAUGCUCCGCCGGAAGUCACCGCCUUUUACUCAAGGCGCUGAAGGACACGGACGAUCGCUCUGACCUCGCAUGACGA